UGAAAUUGCAGCUUUCCAAAAAAGUGCACAAUGUCUUAUACUGACAAGCUUGUGUCUUGCCCAUACAAUGCUGCUCAUCGCAUCAAUCCAAAUCGGUUGGCCAUUCACAUCCUCAAGUGCAGCAAGUCGCACCCCCAAAUAAAAAUGGAGACCUGCCCCUUCAAUGCCACUCAUCGGGUGCCUGCAUACUUCUAUCAAGCUCACAUUGUUGAAUGCCCUGACAAUGUUGUUGUCUUGCGAAGUGUUCGACAUGAAAUCACUGAGGAGAAUGAGGAUUCAAAAUCGUCUAGCUCUGAGGAUUAUGAUGAGGAUGAUGCAGCAAUGAUAAUGGAGGCAGAGCAGUAUGCUUCAAAGUGCCAGUUGAUGACUGAAGACUGGAACAGCCCCAGCAAUGGAGGCUUGGGCUACAACUGUCACAUGGCAUCUAUUCUGAAGCCUUUCAUGAGGAAAGUGCCGUCUGGACUCAACAAAACUGCCCGUAAUAAGUGGUAUGAAUUGGAGAAACAGCGCGUCAGGGAGCUGCAGGAGGGAGUACCGUUCAGCCCUGAGGUCGUAAAGGCCUUCUCAAUUCCUGACAACGUGAAAUCCGAGCUCGCUGACUACAGUAUCUCACGUCCUGGUAUCAGCGUCUCACAAGGAGAGGGAGCGGCUCGUGACGGCGUCCUGACUCACACCGCGUCCUUGUUGAAGAGCGCAAGUAGCAAGGCUCGUACGAAGGAGCUAGGUGCGACUCAGGUCAAGCUUAUGCAGGUCAGAGAAAGUCUGUUGCGUCAUAAAUUCAAAGGCACCCAAAAUGAGGAACAGCCUAAGGUUAAUCAACAGGAGCAGCAGCUUAAGGUCACUGAACAAAAACAUCAGCGUAAGGCUAAUCAACAGGAAGAGCAGGUCGAGGCCCAACAGGAGCAGCAGCUUAAAGUCUCUCCGCAGAAAAAGCAGCUCAAGGCCAGUCACCAGGAGCAACAGCUUAAAGUCAAUCCCCUGAAACCACAGCUUGAUGUGUCUAAGCAGAAACACCAGCUUAAGAUUUCGCAAUUGAAGGAACAGUUGAAAACCUCUCUACAGAAGCAUCAGCUCGAAGGUGCCCAAAAAGGGCACCAGCAGAAUGUCCUUCAAAAGCAACAGACGCACCAGUUGAAAGAUGUGCAACUGCAGGCACAGAUAGAGGUUACUCCACAGAGGCAUCAACUCAAAGGCGCUCAAAAGGAACGAAAACUUGAUAUUACUCAACCGAAGCAACAGCUCCAAGGAUCAAGUGACGCAUCAUAUAAUGAUGAUCGUUCUUGCGGUAAAAAUGUCGAUGGUCAACAACCGAACGUGGAGAGUAUCACUGGUGAUCUCUGCCAACAUAACGAAUCCAAAUCGGGAUAUUUUGUCGUUGAAGCCCAGACCGCGCUUGAGAUGCGGCUCUUCUUGCAGUCACAGUCGAAAGCUUUGCCUGAACAGGAGAAAUUGUUCAAUGACAUGCAGGCCAUUGUUCUCAACUAUCAAAAGCUACUUUCGGAAAACGUGAAGCUUCGUGGGUUGACGAAGAAAGACGGUCGUAAAACAGAGUAGAAGUUGAUACCAUAACUGAACGAGGGCGGAUGACUGGACAAUAUUUAUCAAAAACUUUUUGCGCCCUUCAGAUGACCACAGGAAUUUUUAUUUUGUAUCUACGUCGGUACGUAUUGCUUGAAAUUUUCCGUUCAUCAAUACCCCGAUGGAUUUUCUCUGCUAUUGAUUGCUCUGAAAUUUUGAAUUCAUUCAUGUGAAAUUCAUUUUGGCUAUCUAUUUUUGAUUUUUACACGAAGGUGUAGGUAACCACCGAUAGCAUUUUUCACCGGCAAAAAAAUUACUGCUCGGUCCCAAUGGGUUUUCAAUAGCGGCGGUAUUUUUUGGCUUCAGCAAUAGAGUAAAAUAAUUACUAAUGAGUGAUUUCUUUCUGUUUUUCUCUGUCUUCGGAGGGUACUUUUUCAGCGUAGAUGUAGAUUAUACACAUUAAUAUGUAAGGUGUUAGCGUCUGCUCUCGUUAAAAAUAGAGACGCUGAUUUUUUCAUCUUUUUUUUCCAGUUAACGGAUUCAUUUUUCAAGUUCACAUUAAGAUGACGCCAGUAAUUGUGCAUUUCCUGUACACUCAGAUCAACACGAAUAGAUAUGAAAAAGAUCUUCAAGUGCUCUGUUCAAUUUUUCUUUAUGUAAGAAUCGUUAAUCGAUUUACGGUUGCAACAAUAGUGUUUGUCUUUGCUUUAAUAUGGAAAUUUAUUUUGAACUUGCCAUCACCCUGUGACAAGAUAGCUCUGAAGUGAGGCUGAAUUGUCAAGUUCAUUUCUUGCCGAGAUGUUCAUUUCAUUUUUAUUAAAGAUAUUUUCAACCAUAUUAGGUAAAUUUAUUACCGAAGAAUUUUAUCAUAUCGAUGUCUUUGAUGCAAUGGAGUAUGAAAAAUUUAUUUCUUGAAAGCUAGUGUGCAUUGACUCUUACUUAAUACUUUGGUCUUAACAGACAUCGUGCGAGUGUUAGUGUUAUAAUGGCCUGCUAUGUUCAUGCAGCUCCUUUCACACAUCAUUUCAUCUCUUGGAAAAACUAAGCAUUGCAGUACAUCGUAAGUUUCGUUUCCGUUCAAUUUCUAUUAUUGCUCUAAGCGUAAUCGUUUUCUUGGCUAUAGUCAAUUUUACGAGUGCGAAUCGCUGCAGAAGUUUUAAUUUCAUAUUGUUCGAUUGCCGGUGCGGAAGUUGCCGGUGAAAUCACCAGUUGAUGUAUUUUGAUGUAAUAAAUGGAUUUGAAGCUCUUGA
Molecule: messenger RNA, 2768 nt
Organism: Hyalella azteca
Lineage: Eukaryota; Metazoa; Arthropoda; Malacostraca; Amphipoda; Hyalellidae
Product: golgin subfamily A member 6-like protein 7
Exons: 7
Coding region: 31-1554 (507 amino acids)
Source: RefSeq, a predicted model, not a curated record